Molecule: messenger RNA, 3934 nt
Organism: Schistocerca gregaria
Lineage: Eukaryota; Metazoa; Arthropoda; Insecta; Orthoptera; Acrididae
Product: exportin-6-like
Exons: 5
Coding region: 721-3873 (1050 amino acids)
Biological process (GO): protein export from nucleus
Molecular function (GO): nuclear export signal receptor activity
Source: RefSeq, a predicted model, not a curated record
UACACGUCUGCCACGACAAGCUGCAUCGGUGCUGGGGUGAGAUUCAGCUACAUAUAACUCAUAGGAAGACGUGUGGAUGUAUGCACAUAGAAUCCAACAGCCGCUCUCGAGUACUUAGAUAUCAUGGAAUCGUUAGACUCACGCGAAAGGCUUUAGAGCCCUUUUAAAUUCAGAGCCCACCGAAUGCUGACGCAAAGCCUCGUGGUGUGCGUGAGAUCACACGCCUUUCCCUCACCGAGUGCGCGCGAACCGGCCCUGCAUCGCCGUCAGAGCGCACAGAAGGCCGACAUGGGGCGUUCUGAGGUGGUGGCUCACCGUUCGAGGGCCGAUCGCUCUCAGACUGUGUACGAAACCGAAAACUACUUGCUCCAAAAAAGCCAGUUUUCAUCUUUUUGAUGCGUGCGCGUUUUUAUUACUGGACACUAUUUCUGGGGACAGCGUACUCUCUGCGGGUACAUUUGCAAGCUUCCGUAUUCCAAACGACCAGGCAAGGGCCGUCUCGAGGUACGAAGAGCUACACCGGCUGAAUAGAGCGGGCUGCAUUUGAAGGAGGACCACAAGCGGUAAAGUUCUUGUGCAUAUUUGUACAGCAAUAACCAAAGAAACUGUGUAAAGAAAGUGUACCUUGGGCAUGUUGUAAACUCACUUUACUGCAGCACACACUUUAUGAAACAUAAAAAUUACUGAGACAAAUUCAGGGUAGGUAACCUCAGGUGAGGGAUGUCGCAAAUCAGUAGCCCAGUUCAAUUCGCUGCAGGGUUUCAAGACACCCUGUCGGCUACUCCCGAGGAGGUCAAGCAUCUUCUGACCGAAACGUCCGAGGGUUGGGUUGGAAAGCCGAGAUUUGAGCAAAUAGAUCGGAUUCUUCGCGAAUUCAGGAGGCAUCCCUACUCGCUGGUUCACGCGCGCGGCUUUCUGACGGAUCACCUGUCGAACGUUCAGUUUUACGGGCUGAGCGUUUACGAGGAUUGGAUUAACACAAAGUGGGCAAGUUUAGACGAAGGACAGAGGAUUGAAAUUGCGAACACGUUGUUCGAUUACGCGUUUGAAAAUUAUAAAAGUUUACCGUCUCCGGUUUUGAAUUAUUUGGCGAAGGUGAUUGCGUGCAUUGGAAGAGUUGAGUGGCCUGGGAGGCGCUUCAAUUUCUUAGAGCGCCUGUUGAUAUGCGCGAACAACCCGGAUUCGUGCAUGCUGGGUGUGUUGUUGUUGAGCGCCGUGUCAGAGGAGUGGAUAAGUCCGAGCUGCAAGAUUUUGUCGAGUCGGCGCCGGGAGUUGAGAGAGGAGUUGUUGGCGAGCGUGGCUGGCGUAUUCGACACUUUCAACCGUUUGUUGCUCGUGUUGUGGGACGGCAAGGCGUCGGAGCUCGAGGGGGGGGGUUGGGCGAGUAGCCUUGACGAGUCGGACAGAGCGUUAGGCAAGGCUGUUUUGAGGGCGACUCAGGCGUUUUUUUCGUGGGUUCCGAUAGACCAGAUAUUCGAAUAUGCCAAGCCCGACCUGAUAUUUCGUUUCGUGUUUUUGAACGAGUCGGUGUCUUUAGAUGCGCUGGAUUGUUUGAAUGAGAUGCUGGGGAGGAAUUGCUACGGUCCGCAGUCGCGGCAGUGCCUUUCUGGGUUGUAUGACGUGUCUUUGGGGUUGCUGUCAAAGUUCAUCGAGACGCCCGAGCAGUUUUCGACGUUGAGGAGCGAGUUUAUGCACAAGUGGACUCAGUUCAUCAGUUUGUUUGUGCGGACUCAGUUGGAGGUGAAUAUGGGUGAUGCGAGCAUAUGUGAGUUCGUGAUGUUUUUUGGGAAGUACACGUUGUUGCAGAAGACGCAGGAGCAGUUUUUGGCGUGUUUGGAUAUUUGGGAAGUGAUUUUUACGGUGAUGAUGAACAAGGCGGAGAACAGGGUGUGGAUAGACGCCUGCGCGCAGGUGGUGACUGAUUUCGUUCAGUCUUUGCACAGGAGCGUUCUUUUUUGCUGCAACGGAGAGGAGUUGUCGCGUUUGGAGUCGAGGGCGGUGAUAGACGAGGGAGCGUUGACGGAGGGUGAGGGAGUUUGCGAGUUGGACGCGCGCAUUCACUCGGUGUUGAAUUUGGUGUCGCAGGCAUACAUGUUGUAUCCCGGAUCGCUGCACCGGGUGUUGAUGUUCAGCGUGGCGGAUCAGAUUAGGAAGUUUGGGAGCGUGCACGUGCUGAUGAAAGGCGGUGACGAGGAGAGCCAGAGGCAGGUGUAUUACAUUUCGAAGGACACGAACACGAUGGUUGAGUUGUGCGCGCUGAUGGGGAGUCAGUUUUGUCAGUCUUUCGAGACGACGUUUGACGACGGGUUGUUUUUAAUAAGGACGUUGAUAGACAUGCUGAACUACAUUAGCGAGAACAAGAUAUAUCAGCACGAUCUGAGGGUGGUUCGUUUGUACGCGGAAACAUAUGGUGCGCUGAGGAGUUUUUCCGAGUGGAUAGCGCACUAUGCGAAUCGGUUGCACGAUCACCAGGUGCCGUCUUACGAGGAGCUCGACAUUUUACUUUGCAACUUGAUUCGGUGCGACAUAGACGGUUUGAAUUUGCCGGCGUUUCCUUCCGCUGAUCGCGGCGCGUUGGAGAUCGUUGCCCUGUCCGCGGCCAUCCAUCUCAGCUCGAUUGUUCAGAAUGUAAAGUACUCUAACUUGUCCAAUCUGGAGCCCGUUUUGCACUUGAUGCACCGCGUUCACGACAUUGCGUCCGAGCACACUCCGGAGACCCAACGCCACGUUCACGCCGCGGUGGCAUUGAUUUUCUUGAGUGCCUGGGGCCACGUGGCGAGUCACGCUCAGCAGUGGGACAUUCGAUCGCAGUCGUUCCAGCGCUACGCCGGGCCGAUCAUCGCGCCGUACGAGAGCGUGGUCAGCGCGAUUCUGAACGGAGACACCGCCCUGCUCGCUCAGGAGCAGGUCAAGGACAGAAUCAAGGCCGCGUAUUUGUACCUGACAGACCUUAUGAACAGCUGCGGAGAUGGCCGCCUAAACAGGAACGGAUUGGCGAUCUUAUGGGACACGGUCCAAAGGAGCAUCACGCUCAGCAUUGAUUUGUUUCCCUAUUGUCAGGAUGGCGACAUACUUCUUCAUAUGCUGCAAGUCUUUAUUCAAACGUUCGAGACGCUGAGCGGGUACAUUUCGAUUGACAUGAAGAGGAACAUGGUGAGCGCCAUCGUCAACUCUCUUACUCAGAGACACUGCCUGGGCCAGAUGAUAAAUGGCAGCGACGACGUGGGGGCCACGGUUGUGACGCGCCUUCUGAAGUUGUUCCGAUCGAUUCUUCGUCGGUGCGAGUCCGACUUGGUGGACGCCACGCUCAAGUUCUGCAUGGAGUCUAUUUCUCCGUUUUUGAACCUCUCCGAGACACCGGCGCACGUCAUCCAGGCGUUCCACGACGUGCUUGGGGACAUCUUGAGCGACCACCACGCCUUUCUGCGUCAGCACGAGGAGUAUUACCAUGGCGUCAUCCACUGCUUCAACCUUCUGCUACAGGCGCAGGACUACAACUACUUCCGCUCCGUCAUAGACCACCUCCGAAACGCCAACAAAAAGCAGCUCAUCUUUCGACAAGAGGCGUUCUGGAAGCACGGGUACGUCAAGCUCCUCUCGACGCUCUUUCUCUCUAUUCUACGGGGCGACCAGUCUUCCCUGGAAGGCUACAUCCUGGAAACCGCCUAUCAGAUCAUCGAGGGCGCGGGAUUCGAUGCGUUUUUCGACCAGUUUGUCCCUGGCUUUAUAAAUAGUUUAGAAGUAGCUGCACCCCUCUCUUGUGAACGAAUGGAGGCGCUCCGGCUCACGCUGGGACGAGAAACAGAUAUGCCGACGCUCGUGAAAAACUUGGCUGAAAUGCUUGGCGAUCUCCGCUGUUACUGCUUCCAAUAAAAAGGGUUGUACCCAAGCGCGCAAGUGUGCUUUUUGUACUUGCUACAAAAAGUGUUUUUUU